Messenger RNA from Cuscuta europaea, 2664 nucleotides. The record is from the annotation of a GenBank genome assembly. NCBI's taxonomy places the organism in Eukaryota, Viridiplantae, Streptophyta, Magnoliopsida, Solanales, Convolvulaceae.
GUUGCAAAGAACCCUCUAGUCUCCACUUCUCUACGCCUGUUAGAGUUCGCUAGACCUAAAAGGCUCAAACGCCUCUUCGACGCAGAGGCCAGAGCCAGAGUGCGAGACCGCCAAGGAAGAGACGGGCGCCGACGCAGAGGCCACACCGCCUGAGAGGAAGAGUCAGCCGUCGACGCAGAGGACAUAGGCGUCGAUCGUCUUCCGUCAACGAAGAGGCGACCGUCAACCGUCUCUUUUUAACUUCUUCUACCGUCGCCUUUCACCUUCGCCUUUGAGCUUCCCAUAUCCUGAUUCCAGGUGUAGAACUUAGAAGCCGAAAGUGAAAAGGGAAGAGGCUGGCACAAUUGACAGGUCGUCAUCUACCUUGUUGGAACUCACAACCUUCACUGUUUGGGAUCACUUGGGUGAGAUUUCCAUGCCAAAACAUCUCCACAAUACUCCGUAGAAGAUAAGGAUGGGAAUCGAUGAGGAGAGGCAAGUUUCAGCCUUGCAAAUAAAUCUAUAUGUAUCUACUGCCAUUUGAUCAUUUGCGGUCACCCUAGUUCCGUAUUACUACUCAUUUUCAUCUUCAAUCCUUGGAAUCUUGAGGUUGCAUUUUAUCUGUUUGCUGCAAUGGCUUCGAGUUUCAGAAGAAAGCAGCACAUGAAAGCGAUAUUAAAGCACAGUAGAACCCAAUUUCUAAACGUCUUCCUUAAAACAUCUCAAAAUACCCAACAACAACAAAAAUAUCUCCUCCCCUGUGUCACACCCUUUUCAACCCAAGCAUCCAAAUUCCCUGAAUAUGAAAUGCCUUCUGUCACAUGGGGCGCAAUCCAAGGUCGUAAAGAGAAGCUCGUGUCACGAGUUAUAGUUUGUGACUAUCUAAAAAGUAUAGGUAUAGUUCCAGAUGAGUUAGAGGAUCUGGAGUUACCCUCCACUGUGGAAGUAAUGCGGGAGCGUGUAGAGUUCUUGCAGAAAAUAGGCCUAACGAUUGACGACAUAAACGAGUAUCCACUAAUGCUGGGGUGUAGUGUGAGGAAAAACGUGAUUCCCGUGUUAACCUAUUUGGAAAAGAUUGGGAUUUCAAAGCCAAAACUUGGGGAGUUUGUGAAAAAUUAUCCUCAGUGUCUAAAUGCUAGUGUUGUGGUUGAGCUUGUUCCAGUCAUCAAGUUUCUGAGAGGCCUUGAUGUGGAGAAGCAAGAUAUUGGGUAUGUCUUGAUGAAAUACCCGGAGCUAUUAGGGUUUAAGCUUGAGGGGACAAUGAGUACGUCUGUGGCAUACUUGGUUAGUAUAGGGGUUAAUCCAAGAGAUAUAGGACCAAUGGUUACACAAUAUCCUUACCUUUUGGGGAUGAGAGUUGGGACAAUGAUUAAGCCUCUUGUCGAUUAUUUGGUUUCGAUCGGCCUCCCAAAGAAAAUUUUAGCCAAGAUGCUUGAAAAACGGGCAUAUUUACUUGGAUAUGAUCUUGAAAAAACUGUGAAACCUAAUGUGGACUGUUUGACCAGUUUUGGCAUCAAGAAGGACUUUCUCCCUUCUGUCAUAGCACAAUACCCCCAGAUCCUUGGUUUGCCUUUGAGGGCAAAGCUGUCUUCUCAACAGUACUUCUUCAACCUAAAGCUAAAGAUUGAUCCUGAUGGGUUUGCUUGUGUGAUUGAGAGGAUGCCACAAAUUGUCAGUCUUAACCAACAUCAGAUAAUGAAACCUGUUGAGUUCCUUCUGGGGCGGGGGUUUUCAUCUAAUGAUGUUGCAAAGAUGGUUGUGAAAUGCCCUCAGUUGGUUGCUCUGCAAGUUGGGCUCAUGAAAAACAGUUUCUACUUUUUCAAAAGUGAAAUGGGCAGGCCUUUUAAAGAACUUGUUGAGUUUCCAGACUACUUUACAUAUAGUCUGGAGUCGAGAAUAAAACCAAGACACCAGAGGCUACAAAGCAAGGGAGUCAAAUGCUCACUUGCUUGGUUUCUCAACUGCAGUGACCAAAGAUUUGAAGAGAGAUUAUAUGGUGAUUUUAUAGAAGCUGAAAGUAGUGGUCCAUCUUUUGUGAUGGGCGGGAAGUUAGAAUUGCCAGGAACUGAGAUUUUAUCAGAAGAAGAUGAUGACAGUGAUGAUGAAUUACUUUAUAAGCGGACCGUCUCUCUAAUCUAAUACCAAGAUCAGGAGCAUUUUUACCAUUUGGAUUGGGCAGCAGAUUGUGCCCUGGAAACGAUCUUGCCAAACUCAAAAUAUCAAUUUUUCUGCACUAUUUCCUGCUCGGUCAUGAGUGAGUGGCAUUUGGUGUUCUCUGCACGGUGGUUUCUCUUGUCAUUUUGGCCUAAAGACAGCUGUGUCGCUGUGUGGGAAAAGUGAGAAGAUCAGCCUGACUCUGAGGCUUGAUGAUGGUUAAAUGAAAAAGGAUACCCACCUAUAAUGAUGAUUGUAAUGAAACUACGAAAGUAGUAUGCAAGGAAAGACGUGUUAAUGCAGGGUAAAUCAUAUAUAAUUUCUGAGUUACUAAUUACUAUAAAAACUUCAAUAUAAUCAAUAAUAAUAAAUUAGUAAUAUGUGCAUUUUUUACGGGAAUAAAAACACAUAAUAUUACCGUGAUAUACUAACUACAAAAAGUGACUAUUUUUUCAUUGCGAAUUACUCCAUUUAUCCAAUCUUUGCCUCCUCCCCCACACUUGCUGAGAUGCUGAAAACUGCCGUCAGAAA